This is a messenger RNA of Prorocentrum cordatum, 384 nucleotides long. The record is from the annotation of a GenBank genome assembly. Lineage: Eukaryota; Dinophyceae; Prorocentrales; Prorocentraceae.
GAGUUCAGUGAGGGCUUCUGCAAGGAGCCCAGUGAGGGCUUCUGCGAGGAGCACAGUGAGGGCUUCUGCAAGGAGCCCAGUGAGGGCUUCUGUAAGGAGCCCAGUGAGGAGCCCAGUGAGGGCUUCUGUAUGGAGCCCAGUGAGGAGCCCAGUGAGGGCUUCUGUAAGGAGCCCAGUGAGGGCAUCUGUAAGGAGCCCAGUGAGGGCUUCUGUAAGGAGCCCAGUGAGGGCUUUUGUAAGGAGCCCACUAAAGGCUUCUGUAAGGAGCCCAGUGAGGGCUUCUGUAAGGAGCCCAGUGAGGGCUUCUGUAAGGAGCCCAGUGAGGGCUUCUAUAAAGAGCCCAAUAUGGGCUUCUUACAGGAGCCGAGGAAGGAGCUGAGAGAA